GGGAGUGACGUCAGAGCCCGGACGUUUCUGCAACUGAAGAUGGCGACGGGUUUAGGAGGUGUGAAUGGAUGCCCCGAUCCCGAUAUUGGAGAUUCUAGGAAGAGGCCCCUGGAUUCCGAGCUCGAUAUUGGGGCGACGAAAAGGUCCCACCAUGGCGGAGCCAUGCAGCCCUUUUGACGGGCACCACUAGACGCCAGGUGCGCUAUGCUCAGGCGAAAGAAACGCAGUUAAAGAGCGAAAGGAAGGAAGGAAGGGGGCACGCGCACACGUUUGAGAGGGAGAGUGGAAAAAGCCCGGAGGCCCCUCUUCUUCUUCUUCCCUCCCUCUUCCCGCAAAAGCUUUGCAAAUGGAGCAAUUACGAAGACGAGCGUCAGGCAAUGGGACGUUCCACUUCAAGAUUCUCGUACCCGCCGUGGCUGCCGGGGCCAUCAUCGGCAAAGGUGGCGAGACCAUUGCACUGCUCCAAAAGGAAGCGGGAGCCCGGGUGAAAAUGUCCAAGUCAAACGACUUCUACCCAGGAACUACCGAGAGGGUGUGCCUCAUCACUGGGAGUGUCGAGGGCGUUCUACGCAUCCACGAAUUUAUCAUGGAGAAAAUUAAGGAGAAGCCAGACCCCACAGCCAAGAUUGCCAUAGACUUUGACCACAAGCAGCCAGCUGAGAGGGAAAAGCAGGUGAAGAUCCUGGUGCCCAACAGCACGGCAGGCAUGAUCAUCGGCAAGGGGGGCAGCUACAUUAAGCAGAUCAAGGAGGAGAGUGGCGCCUACGUGCAGAUCUCCCAGAAGUCCAAGGACCACGCCCUCGCGGAGCGCUGCAUCACCGUCAUCGGCGAGAUGGACAACAACAAGAAGGCGUGCCAGCUCAUCCUGGCCAAAAUCGUGGAGGACCCGCAGAGCGGCAGCUGCCUGCAUGUCUCCUACGCCGAGGUGACUGGCCCCGUGGCCAACUUCAACCCGACGGGAUCACCGUACGCCAACCCGUCGAGCGUGCACUCCACGGUGAACAACUCGUCGGCCAGCUACAGCUCGAGUGGAAGCCUCAACAGCCUAAGCCCGACGGCAAACUUCGGAGGAGCCGCGGGCUCCAUGGUGCCAGCGCCUUUUCCGGGUGCCAAUGUGGCCCAGCUGCUGGAGAACGUCAAGGCAGUGCUGAGGAGUAACGGCUACACGGAGCAGGCGACCGCCGACAUUGCAACAGCCAUGGGCACCCUGGCAACGUACGGCGUGCUGGGCUCCAGCCUCGGCGCGCUCCUAGCGGGCGCCAACGGGGCCAUGAUAGGACAGGGCCCACCGCAGCCGCCGCCGCCGCAGCAAGUGUACCCGACCUCUCCGAUGGACGCCACGCCACCGGUGGUCGCCAGCAGCUCGGGCAUCUUCGGUCCCGUCGGCAGCGGCGGCUUCGGCUCGCCCCGCUCGGAUCGCUACCACAGCGACAUGGUGUUCGACCCGUUCCGGCGGAACUCGCCCGCGCUAGGGUCGCCCGGCGCGGCGGCCAACAACGGUGCGGGCGGGGGCAUGCCCGUCAACAACAACUCGUUUGGGCUGGGCACGGCGCUGGUGCCGUCGCAGGGGGCCAUGUGCAAGUCGCCGCCGCCGCCAUCGGCGGCCGACAAGUGCUCGGACGCCGUCAAGCGAGACCUCGAGGUGGGGGAGAACAUUGUGGGGGCCAUCUUGGGACCGGGUGGGAAGUCACUGGUCGAGAUCCAGCGCUUCAGCGGCGCCGCCAUUCAGAUCUCCAAGAAGGGCACGUUUGCACCGGGCACACGCAACCGCAUCGUCAGCAUCACAGGCACGCCAAACGCAGUCUCGACGGCCCAGUAUCUGAUCGAGCAGCAGAUCGCCGAGGAGGAAGCCAAAAGGUCACAGCAGAAUGCGCUCGGGGUGCUUCGCUAGGGUGGUGGAAGGUGUUUCUUUUUUUUUUUCUUUCGGCUGACCCCCUCCCCCCUUUCCCCCGCCCC
This is a messenger RNA of Rhipicephalus sanguineus (brown dog tick), 1956 nucleotides long. RefSeq names its product RNA-binding protein Pasilla (gene pasilla). Bases 347 to 1891 code for a protein of 514 amino acids. Lineage: Eukaryota; Metazoa; Arthropoda; Arachnida; Ixodida; Ixodidae. Gene Ontology annotation, cellular component: nucleus; cytoplasm. The record is from RefSeq and is a predicted model, not a curated record. Gene Ontology annotation, molecular function: mRNA binding. Gene Ontology annotation, biological process: regulation of alternative mRNA splicing, via spliceosome; mRNA splicing, via spliceosome. The transcript has 5 exons.